Paramecium pentaurelia is the source of this 948-nucleotide messenger RNA. The record is from the annotation of a GenBank genome assembly. NCBI's taxonomy places the organism in Eukaryota, Ciliophora, Oligohymenophorea, Peniculida, Parameciidae.
AUGAUUAAACCAAUUUAUAGGGAAUAUCAAAAUCAUUAAGGUGAUAAUGAAGAUCCAAAUAAUACUAAAAUGGUUUAAAUAACAGAUGAUAGUAGUUUAAAUCGAAUUAAUGAUACUCUAAAAGAUUCUAUUAAUGAAUACAAUAAAUAUGGAGUACAAAAUAUAUUCUCACCAUCCAAAAACAUAAAAGAAUUAAAAGAUGACUCUUCUUAAGAUCCUAAAAAUAUAUAAUUGGUUAUUUAAAAUAUCACUGAAUCAGAUAAACUUAUUGAAAUCAAUACUACAGAUCAUGGGGAUAAAGAAGAAAUUUCUAAAUUUUAAAAGGGUAUGUUAAGCUUAUAAACAAUUAAAUAUUAGAAAAAAAGGAUUUAAUUUAGAAAUCCUAAAUAUGAAGAAAAAGUAAAAACUAAAAAAGAAUUUAAUUGGAAUUCAGAUGCUAUAAAAUAAUGGAAAAUUAAUGUAAAUAUUGUUCUUUUUGUUUUGAAUUUACUUAGAGUAAUAAAACAUAAGAAAUAAGAUGGAAAUAAAAUUACUUAAAGUUAAGAUGUAGAAAGAAAUUAAAAUAUUAAAUCUAACUUUAGGCUAAAACAAUUUGGAUUAACAAUUCUUAAGUUUAUUGUUGGCAUCUCAUUAGCAUUAUUUAUUAGUAUUUUAAUUUUCCCUUUUAUAUUAAUAUCUGAUUUAUUUUUGAGGAUAUACACUUAUAUUAAUUUAUAUGUGAGAUAUGCUCUAUCUCAUGAGAACUUAUUUUAUAAAUUCAUUUUACUGAUUUAAUUAUAUAUGUAUGUGAUAGCAAUUGUUAUUGCUAUAAUAACUAAUCUCUAUUAAUCAAUUAUUACAACUGUAGAAUUAAUAUACAACAUUGUUGGAACAUUAUAAAACAAUAUAUCAGAUCUUACUAGAUUAUUAUAUUAAACUAUUCAAAAUCCAUUCUCAAAAUAAAAAUGA